Molecule: messenger RNA, 3229 nt
Organism: Lacerta agilis (Sand lizard)
Lineage: Eukaryota; Metazoa; Chordata; Lepidosauria; Squamata; Lacertidae
Gene: KCNK4
Product: potassium two pore domain channel subfamily K member 4
Exons: 7
Coding region: 263-1660 (465 amino acids)
Biological process (GO): potassium ion transmembrane transport; stabilization of membrane potential
Cellular component (GO): membrane
Molecular function (GO): potassium ion leak channel activity
Source: RefSeq, a predicted model, not a curated record
AAGCUGUGUGUGUGUGUGUGUAAGCAGAAGCAGGGAUGGUUUGUGCUGGUGGAGUGGCUUCUCCUGCCUUUGCAAAGCAGCGCAGGCGGAAAAAGAAAGAGAGCGAGAGGCUGGGAAGCGGGCGAGGCGCCGCCGUUGCGAAACAUGUUGUUUACUAGGGAGCAAGUAGUCCUGUCGCUUUUAGUGGGGCUGCCGGCUUCCAGUGAAUUAUCCGCCGCCACCUUUACCCCCCGCCAUUUGCCCCCCCGACCAUCAUGGCUCUAUGCCCGUAGUCUGCUACCCGUCCAAGGAGUCUAUCUUGAGCCCACGGCCGCCGGAGCGCAACACUGUGAUGCGCCGGACCACCGUUUUGGCCCUCUUCUCCGUGGUCCUCAUUUACCUGGUCACAGGUGCCUUCGUCUUUCGCCAACUGGAGCAGCCCUAUGAGAUCCACCAGCAGCAGAAGAUCCAAGCCUACCUGGAGCAGUUUUUAAAGCUACACCAAUGUGUAGCCGCUGAGGACCUCGAGGACCUCAUCCAGCAAGUGGGCGAUGCCAUGGGCGUCGGAGUGGAGCCUGCCAUCAACAGCACAAACGCCAACAGCUCGCACUGGGAUAUGGGCAGCGCUUUCUUCUUCGCUGGCACCGUGAUCACCACCAUCGGGUUUGGGAACAUCUCCCCCAAGACUGACCCUGGCCGGCUUUUCUGUAUCUUCUAUGCCCUCGUGGGGAUUCCUCUCUUUGGCAUGCUGCUGGCAGGAGUCGGGGACCAUUUGGGAUCGUCUCUUCGGAAAGCCAUUGGCAAAGUGGAGGACAUUUUCUUGAAGUGGCAGGUCAGUGCUACCAUUGUGAGGGUCCUCUCGGCCUUGCUCUUCAUCCUCAUUGGCUGCCUCCUCUUCGUCUCCCUGCCGACCAUCAUCUUCCAGAGGGUGGAAGGAUGGACCCUUUUAGAGAGCGUCUACUUUGUGGUCGUCACGCUGACCACCAUUGGAUUUGGCGACUACGUGGCAGGUGAUACGAAAAGCGAAGAAUACCUGUGGUACCAGCCAUUGGUGGUGGUCUGGAUUCUUUUGGGCUUGGCCUACUUUGCCUCCAUCCUGACUAUGAUUGGCAACUGGUUGAGGGUGUUGUCCCGGCGCACAAGGGCUGAGAUGGGAGACUUGACUGCGCAUGCUGCUUCCUGGACGGGCAAUGUGGCCUCCCAGCUCCGUGUCCCAAACAUGGCGUUUCCAGAAAAGCUGCACAGAGUGGGCACCUUGAAAGGGAAGCCGCUGUCGCCUUCGGCCAUGUUGCAGCAGGGGGACAGCCAAGAGGUACUGCCGCCACUGCCACUACCACCGCUGCAGCAGUUGCCACCACAGCAGCAAUUGCCACCGCAGCAGCAAUUGCCACCCCAGCUGCCGCCUUUACCACCCCCACUGCUGCCACCGCCACCCCCAUCCCCGCGCCCAUCUCCAGGUACUGCACAGCGUGUGGCCCAGCUGCGGCCUAUAGACUACGCGGGUGAAAACCUGGCCUUCAUUGACGAGAGUUCGGAUGCGCUGAGCGAUGGAGGGCCGCCUUCUGCCAGGUUGCCCCGCCGCAUGCGCCCUCGGGCACGGCACCGUGCCAACACGGGCCAGCCACCAGGAUUGCCCAUGGUCCUGUUGAGCCUGACCCAGGACAAAGGUGAACCUGUCUAAGGCUAGGGCUAGGCCAAAGCCUGUCUUGGAGCAAGUUUCCGACCUAUUGGUGCAGUUCUCUUUGUUCCUCUCCUCCUGUGCCCAGCAGAGUGAAACCCAAAGCGUCUCGGCUUUUGUUUCCGUGAGGUGCUAAGUGCCCGCCUUUUUGUGUGCCCUGGCACAAACCCUCUGCACUGCGGUAUCCCAUUCUAUGCUGCCAGCUGGGCUCUGUCCCCGUUUCCAUAGACACUAGGAACGCCACCCUCUUUGCUGUGCCAACACUGGGACAAAACCUGGCAUCACCGCUCUCCUCUCCGCAUGGUGCUCCCCAACUCAGCCUUCCUCCUGGCAGCAGGAUUAUAAUCCUGUUCCCUGAGCAUCACUGGAAGCCUCAUCUCAACCUGUGUGCCUGUUAUGGUCGUCCUCCUUUAAUCUUCCAGAACUGCACCUUGUGAGUGGGUGGACAGCUCAACAUCUCUCCCACCCACUCUGGCUCCAAGCACCAGGUCUACUUCCUGUUGCAUGCUCUCUUGAUCAUCCUUGUCCCCAAGCACACACGCACAAAACUCCUCCUGCCUUGUGAGUCAAAUUAGGCGAAUAGCCACACCAAGUGUGAAUGAGUUUCAUAGCUGUUGUUCCCUUCCCCCCACGAAAUUAUGUUAGCAUUGGGCUUUUAACAGAGUAGAUGUCUGAACAGAUGUCGCCAUUAUUGAGAAGCCUCAGUGCCCGUGACAAACUACUGCUUUGGUGUAGGGAUGCAGGAGAAAUUUGGUUUAGUUCGCAUCUAGAGGCCAACCUACCAAACUGGAACUUCCCGAAACUUAAAACACAACCGUCUUUGGAGAUUCACACUCCUCUGUGUUUUGCACUGCAGUCCUCCAGCCAAGUAAUGUGUAGGAAAAUGCAUAAUUUGGCGGGUAAAGUAUGUGUAAAAAUGCUUAUAGCGCUGAAAACAAAGUGCAAAAAAAUGCAUUUUGUUUGGAGAAAACUGCUUUAUAAAAAUGUGUCUGUUAGGAGAAAUUCACACUCAAAUGCCGAUGAGUUGUCAUGAAGGCUUUUUUUCUUUCUUUUUUUAAAGCAGUUACAAAUGGAUGUAGAAAUGUGAAUAACCGAACUUAAGAUUGGAAAAAAUAAGAAACUGAGGGAAACCAGAAUCGACAGAUUUGCCUAUCCCUACCAUGGGGUGCCUGGGAAGGCUGUUUUGGGGUGUGAUUGCCUUAAAAAAUGCCAACAACUGCAUUGGGGGGGUGCCCUAUCCAACCCUCCCUGCAAUCCAGUAAUGUUGGAGAGGUAAGUAAGGUUUGGGAGUGUGUUAACCCUACAGGAGCUCCCUCUUGGUUGGGCUUCCUCCAAGGGCUGUUUGGUUACAUGGGGCAAGGCUCUGCAGCCACCCCAAACUAUAGAGAAGAGAGUGUGGGAGAAGGCUACCCUCAUCUCUCCCCGUCUUCCAUCUUUCACUUCACAAAUGUGCCUGUUCUUGACUCUGUAUAUUGGAAGUUAUUUAUUUAUUUAUUUAUUUAUUUAUUUAUUUAUUUAUUUAUUUAUUGGUCUGGUCUUCCAGAAAUUAAAACCAAAACUACACGAGAAGCA